AUGGUUCCUGUCAUCAAGGAGGAUGUGGUGAGGGACGGGGGCAGGGAGGCGACGCUCCCAGCAGCAUUUAGUCUUCCCAAAUCCUCCACACAGUGUCAACUGUUGCUUCCUCCCACCGUGGUCCCUCUGUCUACACUGCGUCUGAUCUCACCGGUGUCAGCAUCCUCACCCGUCUGACAGAGGCUCUGAUGAGGACUUUGAAAACACGAUUUACCUCCACGGUGGCGGUUCUCUGAAGACAUGGAUGGAGCAAAGAGCAAAGCCCAAACUCACCGACUUCUAUUCAUCCAGAUCCAAUCUGCCCUCUGCUGCCCUUGUUGGAGAUGCUGCUUUCACUACCAUUGCCAAUGUCCCUCCAACUGCCAACAAGGAUUGCAAGAAAACCCUCAUCAGGUUCCUCUCCUGGUUGUGCUUCUACUGCAUAUAA
Xyrichtys novacula (pearly razorfish) is the source of this 427-nucleotide messenger RNA. The record is from the annotation of a GenBank genome assembly. NCBI's taxonomy places the organism in Eukaryota, Metazoa, Chordata, Actinopteri, Labriformes, Labridae.